Messenger RNA from Desarmillaria tabescens, 1531 nucleotides. RefSeq lists its product as uncharacterized. Bases 119 to 1333 code for a protein of 404 amino acids. The record is from RefSeq and is a predicted model, not a curated record. The transcript has 6 exons. NCBI's taxonomy places the organism in Eukaryota, Fungi, Basidiomycota, Agaricomycetes, Agaricales, Physalacriaceae.
GAAGGCAACUGAGCUGCCGACCGAAAAGCAUGUGUACCUCAUGUUUUUCAUAUGGCCGCGAUAUAAGAUGUUUGAGUGAAUCGUGUACGUAUCUUCACAUUCCUACCCAUCCCACAAGAUGCGAUUCGACAUUUUCAAACGGCUUGGUCCCCGCAACAGCCCACCUGGUUCUCCUAUGAUGGAAGACCCUGCUAUGGACACUUGGCACGGAUACUCUCAGACACACGAGGGCAGCAGGGGUUCUGGGUCAGAUCAUUCUCCCACUCAAGCCAGUGGUGGAUCGACCAGGCGGCGUCGUCUACAGAAACGUGCGUCUGGCUCGCAGCCUCAAUAUCGUCGCGCUAGCCGCGACACCGGCUAUGCUACAACUACAACGGAUUCUAUGGAAUCCUUUGAAAUACUUCCUAAUCCUGAAUCAGAAGUCGGGGUCUACCAUCGCAAUCCGGAUCCAUUGUCGCCAACUUCCGGCCCAGGAAGAUUCUACUACAAAGAUUUUUCCGCGGAGGAUUUGACAGAAGACAGUCAUGGGUUAACGCGAUCCCAUCCUAAACCCAUCAACAAGCUCCCUCCUCCAAUGGAAAGCACGCGGCAAGGUGUAGAGCAUCAGCCGACUCAAAUACCCGUCUACGAGGAAGGGUACAGUCUCCGGCCAUCUUCUCUGGGAUAUAGCCGAGUGGAAAGUCCUGUUCUUCCGUCACUGUUUGAUGGAAAUCCUUCACAGCUACCCACGUCAGACUCCAGCUCAUUCAAAUACGAUCAUUCAGAUCCGAUGUUGCAAGACGUACCACGUAGCACGCCUACGUAUCACGACCCGGAGAUGGGUGUUUCUCCUUCGGUUCCUGUACACCACUCUCAUACAGAGGAGACACCUCCUCGGAGACACUCACAUCAUUCACGCUCUCAUCAUCACAAGCGGAGCCGUCACAGGAGUUCUCACGACCAGGAGCGCAAGAAGCCGUCCACAUAUUACAUAGUUCCUGGUGGAAUGAGGGUGAUAUUCCGAGACAGGGAAGGUAAUGAGAUCACCCGGGUGGGAAACUGGUCAGAGACACGACAAAAGCAUAUAUCACCCAUUAUUGUUCAAGACGAGAACGGAAAGGUCCUAUACAGAUCAGAUUCAGACUCGCAGUCUUCAAGCUCGCCAUCGCCGCCACGAAUUCCACGAACACCAUCAGGUGCGGAGUGGCAAGGCUCGGCAUGCCCUAACUGCACACGACAACGGAGCUCGACUUCUUCGUGGCAGUCAACCCCCCGAAGUUAUAUCUCAUAUCCAAGGGAUGAGCGACCUAAUAUAGUCUUAAUAGAUGGUGAAGGCCGGCAGAUACCCCUGUAACCUUGUUCUAUGACAAAGUAUGCCUAAGGUUGUAUGCAUAUGUUUUACAAGCGAACAUGGCUCGGCGUUUACUAGUACUAGUUGUCUUCCGCAGUACCAUAACAUGCAAAAAAGGUGAUCAAAUAACCUCAUCUACGCCCUCGACCAUAGCUGCGGCCACGAGUGCCUAAGCCUCGAUGUGACCUGCCUUGAGCCUUA